AAAUGACGCAACUGCAAUAUUUUCGAAAACACUAGCGGGGAAACGGUGGGCAGCUAAAAUAAAGGCAAGGUAGAGUUCUAAAGGUAAACAUAGCAGGAUGUGAAUCGCACUUUCGAUGCAAAAAUAUGCCGACGGAUCAGGUGUGUUUGGGUCGGAAGCGCCCUGUACCUUCGUGCCCAAACCCUCUGUUCCUGCAGUGGUUAACGGAGCUGCGUGACAGCGCCAAAGAGAAAGGCUUGAAAACGCAGUACGUUUACCAGAAGGCCAUAAACUCGUUGCAAAAGUACCCCCUGCCGCUGAAGAACGGAAAGGAGGCGAAGAUCCUGCAGAAUUUCGGCGACGGGAUCUGCAAGAUUCUGGACGAACGGCUGCAGAAGCACUAUCGCGAAAACGGUUCUGAUGCUCCAAUCCACUCGGCUGCUUCUUGCCAUAGAAGCAGCGUGGCUUCCUCCAAAGGGAUGGAGGAACCUCGGAACGCAAGUGUGAAGCAGAAAGAAGCGAUAAAAGAGAAGGGAGCCAAGAAAAAGAGAGAAUAUGUGCCACAAAAGAGGUCUGGAGGUUAUGCUGUACUGCUCACUUUGUAUAGACACGCGCAGAUGCCUGGCAGUAAAGGCUUUAUGUUUAGAAAUGAACUGCAAACCGAGGCACAACCCUUGUGUGAUAAGUCCUUCACAGUGCCUGAUCUCGGUAGCAAGUACACUGCAUGGUCGUCAGUUAGCACGCUCAUUCAGAAAGAGCUUCUGGUGAAGACGCACAAUCCCGCAAGGUAUUCGUUGACUGACCAGGGCCUGUCUCUGGCCGGAAAGCUGGAUUCAGAAGAGACGGAGAUAGCUAAAGAAGACGUGGAGAACGUGAGUGAAGAAGAGGACGCUCAGGAUGGACCAGGUGUUGUAGACCUGACUUUGGAGGAUGAGGUGGAGCAGGAAGAGAAAGAGAGUUGGUGAGUAGAAGCAGGAUUCUUCAGAAAGCCUGCAGCGGCUCUUUUUGUAAACCAGGCCGGAGGUCACGUCUCUGAAUCAGGCUCCACAGAAAAAUCCAAGACCUUAGAAACGGGGAGAACGGCGAUGGGUUGGCAUCUUUCACCUGGCUCUUAUGACAUUGUGUUGUGUGUCGACUUCAUCGAAACAACAGGGGGGAAGCAGUGGCGAAAACAUAAAUUGGUUAAGGAAUUGCAAAGAAAUGGUGUGAUCUUUGAUGUCAGGAAACUGAAUGUUGGAGACUUCCUUUGGGUAGCGCGUGAGAAAGUCACACCUGUUCCUGGGCAGCUGCGUCCGCCUGCAGGAAAAGAGCUGGUGCUUGAUUACGUAAUUGAGAGGAAGAGGAUGGAUGAUCUGUGUGGAAGCAUUAUAGAUGGACGCUUCAAAGAGCAGAAGUUUCGGCUGAAGAGGUGUGGCCUGCGUAAGCCCAUUUAUCUCGUGGAGGAGUGUGGAUCAGCAGCGGCUCAUCUCAGUAUUCCUGAGAGUACGUUACAACAGGCUAUAGUCAAUACACAGGUGGUUGAUGGCUUCUUUGUGAAGCGUGUUCAGGAUGUGAAAGAGUCUGCUGCUUACCUCACCAUCAUGACCAGAUACCUCCAGAAACUCUACCAGAAUUGCACACUAUUCUGCCGCUCCAGAGAACUGGAGGGUGAUGGAGAAGAUAAAAGUGAGCAAACGGCAAACCUCUCCUGUUCUCUCAUGGCCUUCACGGAAUUUAACUAUGGGGCUAUUAAGAACAAGUGCCAGACAGUGCGGGAAGUAUUUGCACGGCAGCUUAUGCAGAUCAGUGGAGUCUCUGGUGAUAAAGCAGCCGCUGUUCUUGAACACUACAGCACAGUCAGCAGUUUACUGCAAGCAUAUGAUCGGUGCUCCAAUGAAACAGAAAAAGAGAAACUUCUUUCAUCCAUCAAGUAUGGAAAACUCAGAAGAAAUAUUGGACCAGCGUUGAGUCGCACUAUAUAUCAGCUCUACUGUACACGUGGAUCUCUGUCGUAGCCCUAGGCCUUAAUACAAACUCAAAUGUGUCGCAUUUCGGUUUAAUCAUUGCAUUUCCAUUUUCAUUCUGUACAGCUGUCGACUCUCAAAUAACGUCUAAAGUAAUAAAGAUAUAAAUUACAGUUUUUCUAA
Molecule: messenger RNA, 2105 nt
Organism: Puntigrus tetrazona (Sumatra barb)
Lineage: Eukaryota; Metazoa; Chordata; Actinopteri; Cypriniformes; Cyprinidae
Gene: mus81
Product: MUS81 structure-specific endonuclease subunit
Exons: 17
Biological process (GO): double-strand break repair via break-induced replication; resolution of meiotic recombination intermediates; mitotic intra-S DNA damage checkpoint signaling
Cellular component (GO): nucleus; Holliday junction resolvase complex
Molecular function (GO): 3'-flap endonuclease activity; crossover junction DNA endonuclease activity; DNA binding
Source: RefSeq, a predicted model, not a curated record